UUGCUUUUGAAUAAAUUGCCUUACGCAUUUAAUACAGAAAAUUGUGUUAACCAUUGACAAUCACACGGAAACAUCUGUUAGACUGGAUAAUCAAGUGAAAAUUGCUUUUAGACAUGGAUAGCCGAAAUAAAAAGACCUCAAGCAAAUAUGGUGAUGAGGAAAUGACUUUCAGGAAAGAUCACAAUGAUAAAACGGGUUUAAAAAAGGAUGGUUAUACAGAAGAAUCGUCUUUUAGUAUAGAUGCUAAAGAUGAAUCACCGUUAACGAAGAAUAAAGAAGACAAACCGGAGGUUAAUGAGGGAAUAGAUAACCCCGCAAUGGGUUUUGGUGAAUAUUUCCAUGUAAACUACACCAGCAAGUCUAAUCUCAAGGACCUGGACAAGGAUCCGGACAAGGAUCCGGACAAGGACCCAGACAGAGAAUCAAACGCUUCAACAGACUACUCAAACGCAACCAUGUCCACGGAACAGCCGACAAUUGAAAAUGAGUAUUUGAACGCUGCUGAGGCGGCAACGGAACGCGUUGCUUCCAUUAUUGGAAAUGACUUUGAUUGUACAGACCUCUUCUGCCAGAUGGACAUGUUGAGGCCGUACAAGAAUGACAUGGUCUGGAAAGAGGUUGCAAGGUGGAUUCGGUACGAGGAAGCGGUGGAAGAGGGUGGGGAGCGUUGGUCGAAACCCCAUGUGGCCUCUCUCAUGAUGGAAGCUCUUCAGGAUCUUCAGAGCAUAUUGUCAACUUGUCCAAUGUUGCUUGACCUCAAUGCAACAUCCAUGGCAGAAAUUGCAGUUGACGUCACAAAUCAAUGGGCAGCAGAAGGAGACAUAUCUCUGUUCAUGAAGGGAAAACUAUGCUCACUCCUGACUAAGCAGCACAAAUUCCAACACUAUGAAAAGAAGAAGAAGCCCGGGGCAUCGUCAAACAACCUGCAGAAGUUCUUCCAAGAGGCCCAUAUCAAUAAGUUAUUUCUUAAAGCUCGCGGCGAUUCAUAUCGCGUCAAGGCAUAUGAUAAUAACGACGCCAAUCACCUCAGUCCGGAUAAACCGGGGCUACCGCGCGUGGCGUCAACGUCUCCCGAUUCCCCAUCGCUUGCUCUCGGGGAGAUGAACAAGAGCUUUAAGCGGAAGAUACCUCCAGGAAGUCAGGUCGUCAACUUGUUGGUCGGAGAAGUCCCGGAGCUGCCCAAGAUUAUCGCAGCCUUUGUCAGACUCAAUGACGCUUGCAAUGUGGGCGACAUCACGGAGGUCGACCUUGACACCAAGUUCAUGUUCAUCAUCAUUGGGACCAAGACACAUCUUGGCCACUGCGCAGAAAUGUGCCGAUGUAUGGCUACCCUCUUCACUGACGAGUUCUUUCGUAUCGUUGCCUUCCGAUGCAAGUCCCGACAAGACCUUCUUGCGGGCAUUCAAGAGUUCAACCUUCAUUUGACAGUGCUUCCCCCGGGUGUUUGGGAUUCAAGCACACGUAUUGAACCGCCAGACGAGAAACCAUCCCAGGAAUAUCGAAAAGCUGGCACACUGCCAAAGAGCAUGAGUAAUGUGUCCAUGGUCGACCUUGACAAAGGUAUGAACGGGGAUAUUCCGGGGGAAGGUGAAGGCCAUAAUGACCCGACCUUGAUUAGAACUGGCAGGAUAUUUGGAGGACUCAUAAACGACAUCAAGCGGAAACUUCCAUGGUACUUGAGUGAUUAUAAAGACGCCUUGCAUAUCCAAUGUGUAGCCUCCUUCUUCUUUCUGUUUCUGGCGACCUUGACACCUAAUGUGACAUUCGGCGGACUUUUGACACAAGCAACAGAUGACUAUAUGGGCACAAUGGAAUGUAUCCUAGCAGCGGCCAUUUCUGGGGUACUGUUCGCACUGUUUUCGGGUCAGCCCCUGAACAUUCUCGGCAGUACGGGUCCUAUGUUGGUACUGGAAGGAAUUCUGUUUAGAUUCUGCAAGGACCAAGACUGGGACUUCAUGCCUUUCCGUGUAUGGGUCGGUUUCUGGACUGCCUUUUUCAUAUUCCUGAUUGUUGCAUUUGACCUGAGUGCCUUGGUUCGCUACAUUACACGAUUCACUGAAGAAAGCUUCGCUUGCCUCAUAGCACUUAUUUUUAUUGUUGAAGCUUUUAAAAAGACAAUUGAAAUUGAAAAGGAUGUGCCAGUUCAUUUUCGCCCUCCCACAGACACACUUGGCUGCUUUUGUCUAUUAGGCAAUGAGACAGGUGGAGAGGCUCAACUAAAUUUCACAACAACGACAACUCUGGUAACAGAAACCACAACCGCUGCUGUAGUGUCUUCAACUUCAUUCCUCGGGAAUUUCAGUAAUAUAACGAAUGUUACAACAGUGUCAAAUGUGACCACGACAGCUGAGCCUUUGUCGGCCUUUGCACAGCAGUGCAUGGACCUUGGUGGACUAUUACAAGGGCCAUGUGACCAGAAAUACGUUCCGGAUGCAUUCUUCUUCUCUUUAGUUCUUUUCUUCGGAACUUACAUCCUGGCAACAGCACUGGUUCACUUUCGACACAGUCUGUUCUUUCCGUCAAUAGUUCGAACGAAUGUCAGUGAUUUCGCGGUGCUGAUAUCAAUUGUCAUUAUGGUGGCUAUCGAUGCUAGCCUUGGUUUGCCAACCCCAAAACUCACAGUGCCGACUGAAUUUAAGCCAACAAAGCCCGGACGCCCUUGGUUCAUCAACCCUAUCAGCGAGAAGAAUCCGUGGUGGCUGAUGUUGUUCAGCGCUGUUCCAGCUCUUCUUGCAACUAUCCUCAUAUUCAUGGACCAGCAGAUCACAGCCGUCAUUGUUAACAGGAGUGAGAAUAAGCUCAAGAAAGGAUCCGGGUACCACCUUGACAUGUUAAUUGUUGGUGUACUGGUCAUCAUCCUUGCCCUGUUCGGGUUGCCGUGGUACGUGGCUGCCACGGUAACAGCGCUUGCUCACGUCAUGAGUUUGAAGAAGGUAUCUGAAACUACAGCACCAGGAGAAAAACCAACAUUCCUUGGAGUAAGAGAGCAGCGGGUUACUGCCCUUCUUGUAGGCAUUUUCAGUGGGUUGGCUGUUCUUUUCACUUCUGUUCUAAGGUACAUUCCAAUGCCCGUGUUAUACGGGGUCUUCCUGUACAUGGGUGUGGCCCCACUUGGCGGCAUGCAGCUGAUCCAGCGACUCAUGAUCAUUUUCAUGCCGGCCAAGUACCAGCCUGACCACUCUUUCAUCCGAAAUGUCCCACUCAAGAGGGUCCACCUCUUCACUUUCAUCCAAGUCGUCUGUCUAGCUAUCCUUUGGGUGGUCAAGAGCGUCAAGAGUAUCUCCAUUGCAUUUCCAUUGAUGGUGCUGCUCAUUUGCUUCGUCCGAAAAGCGCUAGACAAGGUAUUCACUCAAAGAGAACUAAAAUGGUUGGAUGACAUUUUACCGGCUACCUUUGUGAAGAAGGAGGAAGCGGAGAUACAACCGGUUGACGGGUCAAAGGUCAAAAUAACGAUUGACUCUGGUGACGAUGAUGACGAGAAAACAGCCCGGCGUACAGUAUCAAACCCGGAAACGGAAACAGAUGGGAAGACAGAAAAUGGCCUUCCGAGUCGUCUGGCGCUUGAAUCAAGGAAGAGUCUGACAUUUAUUUGCAAGACUGAUAUUGAUCGUAUCAAGGCAAUGACACCAGAGGUAAUCACGGACCGCCGGAAGUCGCUCAUAUAUGCUGCAGAACGCAAAAAGUCCUUGGCUUCAAUGGAUGGGGAUCACAAGAAAUUCUCGCCUCCCUCCCAUGUGUUUGGAAGGAAAUUGUCGUGCGAAGCUUACUCUCCCCAUUUCUCGCCACUGCCGCUUUUUGGAGGAAAUGCGGGACACUUGGAGGAUCCGCAUAAUAAACUGAAUAGAAUGUUGUCAUUACCUGCUACAAUUACUGACGAAAACGAGGCGGACUCUGAUUCAGCGUCAAGCAAAUCUAUUAACUCAACGAAAAACUAGAGACAAGUGUGACCUCUUAUAGAUAAAAAGGUUUAUCAAAGGUGUGUAGUAUCACGAGUGUAUGACAGAACAUUUUGUAGACACAAGAUUGCAUUAUAUAGCUCAAACCAUAUUUUGUCAACGUUGUUUGUACAUUGAAUGUAUGUUUUUAAGCCGAAAUCAUCAGAAAUCAUGUCAUUUGACUUCAAAUCAAUUCUAUAGGCUUUUGAUUAUUCGGAUGGAAUACCUAGUUGAAUGUUAUGAGUUUGAUAAGGAGUGUGAUGUGUUACUGGGUUUGAUUUUUGUUAACAUCGUUGUCUAAGGAAAACAUGUCCGUCUUACGUUUUAUAUUAUGUCAGCUUUACACAUUGUUGUUUUGUACAUUUCUUGUAUAUUUUCUUCCAAUUCAUAUCAAAGACAUUUGCCAAACUUUGACUAUGCAAUUUCAUUUACCUGCGUAAUACUUCUUUUGUACAAAUGUGUACAUAUAUUAGACAUGUAUAUACAAAACAUACUAUAUAUAGUCCUAAUCGUUUAUAUAGCAGAAAUACAAGACCAAUAAAUAUUUUAAAUUUAAAGUC
This is a messenger RNA of Mya arenaria, 4495 nucleotides long. Its product is annotated as electrogenic sodium bicarbonate cotransporter 1-like. The transcript is spliced from 23 exons. NCBI's taxonomy places the organism in Eukaryota, Metazoa, Mollusca, Bivalvia, Myida, Myidae. Gene Ontology annotation, cellular component: plasma membrane. Gene Ontology annotation, biological process: transmembrane transport; regulation of intracellular pH; monoatomic anion transport. Gene Ontology annotation, molecular function: monoatomic anion transmembrane transporter activity; sodium:bicarbonate symporter activity; solute:inorganic anion antiporter activity. The coding region runs from base 114 to 3935 and encodes 1273 amino acids. The record is from RefSeq and is a predicted model, not a curated record.